This is a messenger RNA of Neogale vison (American mink), 1158 nucleotides long. It is a transcript of the gene NUDT19, whose product is annotated as nudix hydrolase 19. The coding region runs from base 36 to 1157 and encodes 373 amino acids. Gene Ontology annotation, molecular function: hydrolase activity, acting on acid anhydrides, in phosphorus-containing anhydrides. Gene Ontology annotation, cellular component: mitochondrion. Lineage: Eukaryota; Metazoa; Chordata; Mammalia; Carnivora; Mustelidae. The transcript has 3 exons. The record is from RefSeq and is a predicted model, not a curated record.
GCCCGGAGCUUGGUAGCGACCCGCCGCCGCCCGCCAUGAACGGCUCCCUGCGGCCGCGCGCCAGCAGCUGGCGGCGGGCAGCCACCGUCGUGCUGGCGGCCGGCUGGGCGCGCCCGAGCCCUGCUGCGCCGUCGCUGCCCCCCGAGGGCUUCCGGCUGCUGCUGCUGCAGCGCUCCGGGAGCCAAGGCUUCCUGCCCAAGGCGCACGUCUUCCCGGGAGGCCUGGAGAGCACCGCAGACAGCUCGGCAGACUGGCUGCGCCUCUUCGCGCCGCAUCACCGGCCGCCGCGCUUCGGCCUGGCGCCCGCACGGUCGCGGCCAGCCUCCUUCCCGGGGCUGCCGGACGCCCCCGUCGCCGCCGCCGCCGUCAGGGACGCCGCGGCGCUGCCGGAUGACGUCGCCUCCCGCAUCUGCGCCAUCCGCGAGGCCUUCGAGGAGGCGGGCGUGUUGCUGCUGCGGCCCCGGGCCGCCCUGCCCGCCGUUCCCGAGUUGGGCCGGGCGCUCGCGCCGCCACCGGGCCUGGACGCUUGGCGCGACCGCGUCCGCCGCGACCCGCGCCACUUCCUGAGCCUGUGUGCGCACCUCGACUGCACGCCCGACAUCUGGGCGCUGCACGACUGGGGCGGCUGGCUCACGCCGUUCACGCGCCCCGGCGGCCGCCGCUACGACACGGCCUUCUUCUUGUGCUGCCUGAGCGAGCCGCCGCCGGUCUUCCCAGACUUGACCGAGGUGGUGAGCUGCCAGUGGUCAUCUCCAUCAGAGGCAACUGAGAGUUUCAUAUCAAAGGAAAUUUGGUUUGCACCUCCACAAUUCUAUGAAAUAAGAAGACUGGGAAAUUUUGCCUCUCUCUCUGACUUGCACAAGUUUUGUUUGGAUGGUGCAUCAGAAGAAAUGGAAAGAUGGCUGCCAAUCACAUUUUUAACUGCUGAUGGAAUGCUCGAGCUUUUACCAGGAGAUGAGCUGUACUUAGAAGAUUCAGAAUUUUUAGAAAAUGCUAUGUCCACUGGAAAAAAGACUGAAGAAAUCAUGAAGGAAGGCAAGAUAUUUCACAGACUCGUUUUACACAGCCGCCAUGUGUAUAAUCUCCACGUGACUGUCCAGUCAAAGUAUAAACAUGUUUAUCCUAAGACCUAUAUAAUAAGUAAGAGCCAUUUGUAGA